AUGUCGUCGUCGCUCUCCUCGUCGUCUUCAGCAGCAGCAGCAGUAGCCUCCUCAGCUGGAGCGGAAGAAGCAGCAGCAGCAGCUGGAGCAGCAGCAGCCUGGGACGGUUGGGUAGCCAGAAGCAAGGGAGAUCUGGGUGAUGGUGGAGAUGGCAGACACGAAGUGCUUGACCAACUCGUCAUCGGUGAUGUCCAAGAUGGAAGAUGGGAACACCUGGCCAUCGUCGUAAACCUGAACAACAGUCAAACCGUAGGUGAACGGAGAGAUGUUCAACAUGUUCAACAAAGAAGCCUCGGAAGGUCCGACCUUUUGGUCCUUGGUCAAGAUCUUAACGUCGGAGGUAAUUUCAAUGGUACCUCUGGCAAUCUUGGUUGGAACACCCAAAGCCUGGAAGAAAGAGGUCUUACCUGGCUCCAUACCGGUGUUACCAGCUGGGACGUAAACGUCAGCUGGAGCAAUGGCACCGGCUCUGGCUGGAGCGGCAACCUUGUUGUCCAAGAUGACGUUUCUGAUAGACUUGAGGUCGGAGUUGGUGAAGAUGAAACCAACAUUACCUCUGACAAAUGGCAUCAACUUGUCAAAGUCUGGGUUCUCGGCGAUGAAUCCUCUAAGGGCUCUUCUAACCAUGGUGUUCUUACCCAUAAGGACAACAGCGUCCUGUCUAAGGGCCUUUCUAAUCUCGUGCAUUUGCUGAGAAGAGACGUUGUCGACACCAACGAUGAAGACAGACUUCUCGACAAACUACUGCUGGAGCUGCCCUAUGACGACCUCGACUCGGCGCUUGUCCAGUUCAAGGAACAACUCAAGCUUAACGAAAAUACCCCGGCGUUUCUCCAGACUGUGUUCGACCGCCUGGUGCACGUUCUGGACAAGCUGGUGAUUCCUGGGUUGGAGAACUAUGUGAACGAGACCGACAGGGAGUCGUUGGAGAGCGCCUGUGACAUCAUCUGCUGGUUCUACAACACCUCCUACAUGCAAAGUAGAAAGGGAGGUCCCGAGGUGAUCUCUACCGAUAUGACACUCAGUUUGUUGUCCUGUUUGUGGACCAGAAUUCAUAAUUUCACCGAAACGGAGCACGAAGGACUUGCGCUGGUCACAAGUACGAUCCAGGUUGUUUUGGAAACGCUACCGCAGUCCAGUUAUGCCCAGAUCUUGGAAUGGUUGCAGAACGUUGAGCCUCCCAGAUACUCCAACACGGCAAUGGACGAUUUUUUCUAUGCUUGUCUGCGAUCUUUCACGGCGAGGAUUGCACUGGACGAGCUGGAAUCGAUCACCACAAAACACGCACCGUCGAGUCCAUCCCAGGGAGACUUCCUGAAUACUGUAUUGCAGCUGUACGACCGCUGGAGACCAGACGAUAGCACGGAAAAGGGCGAGUACAUUUUGGACCGCGGACUGAGUAUCGUCAAGAAAUCGCUCAGCUCUGAGCCCGCUACCGUGGUGCACGUCUCAGCACACGAUCCGGAAACAGACCCCAAUUGUUAUAGAUACUAUCUUGCGCGCGAACAGUAUCUCAAAAACCAAAAGAACCCGGACUGGGUGCAGAUUUUCGAGAACGACGGAACCGUGGAGGUUUGCGAAAUCGACGCAGAACUCGGCUCGCUCACCACCAUCAGUCUGGACGAGCCAGUGAUACAACGGUUCAAGGAACCCAAAUCUAAAGCUAACGUUUUCCGCAGAAUAUACAGAGCUAUCAAGCCUCGGAAAGUCGAGCCUGAAACACCGGUCUCUGGCCAACUGUCCACCAUCUCGACACUUAAAUACAGGUUUCUGGACUGGUUCUGGGGAUUCUGGUACCCUGUGGAUGACCAUGAAGGAAUGAGGUCUAGCCAUUUGUCAAGAGUCAACUCACAUCUGCUCUUCCACACAGACUCAGACGAAUUGCGAUAA
Ogataea philodendri is the source of this 1890-nucleotide messenger RNA. RefSeq lists its product as uncharacterized. The record is from RefSeq and is a predicted model, not a curated record. The transcript is spliced from 3 exons. NCBI's taxonomy places the organism in Eukaryota, Fungi, Ascomycota, Pichiomycetes, Pichiales, Pichiaceae. The coding region runs from base 1 to 1890 and encodes 629 amino acids.